AUGAGGUUUUCUUCACUCGCAACGCUAUCAACUAUCGCCGCGCUCUCCGCGUCGGUCGCAGCCCAGCGCGCUCCGAUCGUGGCUCGCAAUAGCUCGGACGGCUCCUCGCUCGUGUUCAAGAUCCUCCAAUUGACAGACUUGCACAUAUCCGGCAUCCCGACCGUUGGCUGCGGCACUAGCGUACCGACGGGCAUGUCGAGCGAGAACUGCUCCGAGGCGCUCACGUACCAAUUCGUGGAGCAGUUGCUGGACGUGGAGGAGCCCGACUUCAUUGCGUUCACGGGCGACAACGUGCAGGUGUACGGCCCCAGCUCGCAGCAACGGGCUAUCGACGCCGUGACCAAAGCCGCCGAGGAGCGCGGUAUCCCGUACGGGAUGGUGUUCGGCAACCAUGACCAGGAGGGCGAGUUCCCGAGGGAGAAGAUCGUCGAGAUGGUCUCGGAGAAGAACCACUCGUACACUGUGAGCGGUCCCGAGACAGUGGACGGUGUCGGCAACUACAUGCUCAACGUGACGGCGCCGCUUGACGGGGCGUGGGGGGACACUGGGGACAGCGUCUUCCGGAUGUACUUCCUGGACUCGGGUGCCGACGCGUUGACGGACAAGUACCCGUACGUGUUUUCCCAGUACGACUGGAUCAAGCAGAGCCAGAUCGACUACUACCGACAGCUAUCGGAGACCGGACGCGCGGAGCGACACAGCACGUCGGACUCGGUGCUGCCUGCAGUCAUGUUCUUCCACAUCCCCCUGGUGGAGUUCGCGUACUCGGACGACGGCUGUAACGGAGAGAAGAACGAGUGGGUGCACGACCAAGGCAUGAAUCUGCGCCUCCUCUCGACUUUGACGGAGAUGAACGAGGUCAAGGCGGCGUUCGUGGGACACGACCAUAUCAACGAGUACUGCUGUCUCGUGGACGGCGUGCAGCUCUGCUACGGAGGCGGCACCGGCUUUGGACGCGCGUACGGAGCGUCCGACUUCUCUCGGCGAGCUCGCGUCAUCGAGUGGACGGUGGAUAGCGAUGAGCGACACGAGAUUCGCAGUUGGAAGCGGUACUUUGAUGACAUCGGCGUCAAACGUAGCGAGGAGGUCCUGUAUUCAGAACUGUAG
Molecule: messenger RNA, 1107 nt
Organism: Phytophthora sojae
Lineage: Eukaryota; Oomycota; Peronosporomycetes; Peronosporales; Peronosporaceae
Exons: 1
Coding region: 1-1107 (368 amino acids)
Cellular component (GO): cytoplasm
Molecular function (GO): hydrolase activity, acting on ester bonds
Source: RefSeq, a predicted model, not a curated record